This is a messenger RNA of Solanum stenotomum, 444 nucleotides long. Its product is annotated as glycine-rich cell wall structural protein 1-like. The transcript is spliced from 3 exons. The coding region runs from base 1 to 444 and encodes 147 amino acids. Lineage: Eukaryota; Viridiplantae; Streptophyta; Magnoliopsida; Solanales; Solanaceae. The record is from RefSeq and is a predicted model, not a curated record.
AUGAGUGCUGUCACAUUUGGUGAUGAUCAUAGCCUUGAAGAGUCAAAGGUGGGUUAUAAUAACGGUUGUAGAUAUGGUAGGAGAGGUUGUGCUGGACGGGGUGUACAUAGUCCAAGGAGAGGUCGAGGAGGAUUUGGAACAGGAGGUGGUGGUGGAGGUGGUGGUGGUGGGGGAGGUACCGGAAAUGGUUAUGGAUAUGGUGGAGGAUUUGGAGCCGGAGGUGGUUCUAGAGGAGGAGGAGGUGGUGGUGGUGGAGGAGGAGGAGGAGCAGGAGGAGGGUCAGGCUUUGGUAGUGGUUUUGGCGGGGGUGGAGGGUUAGGAGGAUUGGGAGGGGGAAUGGAAGGUGCGCGUGCUGGAGGAAUGGGAGGCGGAUUUGACUUUAUAUUACGCAAUUAUACAAAAAUACACGAAUUAUACAAGCGUAGCCGCAAAUUAUACAAAUGA